Molecule: messenger RNA, 1599 nt
Organism: Nerophis lumbriciformis (worm pipefish)
Lineage: Eukaryota; Metazoa; Chordata; Actinopteri; Syngnathiformes; Syngnathidae
Source: RefSeq, a predicted model, not a curated record
AUGAGGAAGAGGAGGAGGAGUGAACGAAGCGGCGACCUCACGCUGCGUGUCGAGACGUGCAAAUGUGAGUCAUCAGACGUUUCAAUCAGUGCCACGCUCGCCACCUACCAGGCCCAGAUGGUGUUUGUGAAAGACGUGAAGACCGAGCGAGGAGUUGCCGGAGUGCAAGGCCGACUCUUCGCAACUUUUUGCACGCUGCAGAAGUUUUUCUUUUACGAAGGAGCUUCCCGAGAUGCCCGUCGUGACGUUCAGGCUGCCCAAGGUGCCCACGUGACGCCCAGCCUGCCCAAGGUGCUGGUCCUGACGUCCAGUUUGCCUGAGGUGCCCGUCCCGGCGCCUUGUCGCUUAGCCCCCAUUCUGGCGCCUCUUUGUAUAGCCUCCAUCCCGGGGCCCGCGCCGACUCCCCACAGUUCCCCCGGUGACUCCGUUGCUGUUCCUCCAGCAGACGACAACGACCGCGUUGCUGUUCCGCCAGCAGACGACCACAUUGCUGUUCAGCCAGCAGAUGACGACUCAUUUGCCGUCACCCGUGAAGUGCUGUGCCCCAAUCUCCGACUCACCAUGCAGUGUCCUCUACAAUCUCCAGGCUUGCACACACGAGCGUUUGGCGGCUAUGUGUGUUUCCUACUUGUCGCAGUACUUAAAGCGGUUUACGGAGACAUCACGGACGGCAACGCAGAGCACCUGAAACGAGAACACUCCUUGAUGAAACCCUAUCAAGGCGUGGGAAGCAGCCCGUCCAGCCAGUGGGACUUUUCGGGGAGUACAUUAGUGACCAGCUCGUAUGUCCGACUCACUCCGGAUGAGAGAAGCAAGCAAGGAUCCAUCUGGAAUACUGUGCCGUGCUAUUUAAAAGACUGGGAGAUGCACGUCCACUUUAAAAUCCAUGGGCUGGGCAAGAAGAACCUCCAUGGGGAUGGAAUCGCUCUCUGGUACACAAAAGACAGACUGAAUCCAGGCUCAGUGUUUGGGAACCAGGAUAAGUUUCUGGGCCUGUCCAUCUUUCUCGACACCUUCCGCAACGACCUCCAAGGAAUGGACCGUUCCUUCCCAUACAUAUCGGCGAUGGUGAACAACGGCUCCGUGAGUUAUGACCACGGCAGAGACGGGCGCGCUUCAGAGCUGGGAGGUUGCUCGGCCGAGAUCCGCAACCGAGAUUUCGACACUUACCUCGCCAUCCGCUACUCCAAAGGGAGACUCACUGUGAUGAUGGAUACAGACGACAAGAACGAGUGGAAGGAAUGCAUAGACAUCGGGGGCGUUCGUCUUCCCACGGGAUAUUUCUUCGGCGCCUCGGCAGCUACUGGGGAUCUGUCUGACAACCAUGACAUCAUCUCGAUGAAGCUUUAUCAGCUGAUGGUGGAGCACACGCCGGAGGAGGAGAAUCUGGACUGGACCAAGAUCGAGCCAAGUGUCAGUCUGCUCAAGUCGCCCAAAGACAAUAUUGACGAUCCAACGGGCAAUUUCCGUGGCACACCGUUGACUGGCUGGAAGGUGUUCCUUCUGCUGCUUUGUGCGCUGCUGGGCAUCGUGGUGUGCGGCGUGGUGGGUGCCGUCGUCUUCCAACAGCGGCAGGAGCGAAACAAGAGGUUCUACUGA